Messenger RNA from Musca domestica (house fly), 8694 nucleotides. It is a transcript of the gene Graf, whose product is annotated as rho GTPase-activating protein Graf. Gene Ontology annotation, molecular function: GTPase activator activity; protein binding. Gene Ontology annotation, biological process: signal transduction. The record is from RefSeq and is a predicted model, not a curated record. The transcript is spliced from 13 exons. Gene Ontology annotation, cellular component: cytoplasm. The coding region runs from base 1865 to 5212 and encodes 1115 amino acids. Lineage: Eukaryota; Metazoa; Arthropoda; Insecta; Diptera; Muscidae.
AUUUCAGUUUUAAAUGAGAGAACGUAUUAGGUGUGUGCGGUCGUGAUGUCGGAUAAUUUCGUCGUGUUUUUACGAGAAUUUUUUGUUUACUAUUUUACACACCAACAACAAAUAAAACUGUUGCUGUGGUGACAUUCAUUCAUUCAACAAACGAAUAAAAAAUACACAAAUUAAAGAAGAAAAUAAAAAAGCAAUUGAAUAGCGAAAAAAAUAUCCGUAUUGCGAUAACAACAACUUCAACUACCGGGAAAUGUAGAUAGCCGUGUGUGUGUGUGUGAUUUAGAAAUUGCAAAAAACAAGUGGUCCCCCCUUUUGAAUAUAACAUCGUAAGCGGGGAAAAGUGAAAAGCGGUAAAAAGUAAUUGUUAUUGUGAAUUUAUUUGUUUUAACAAAUUAAAGGUGAAAUAGCAACAACUAAAAGCCACACAGUGAUAACAACAAAUUGGCCAAAGUUAAUUUGGGAGCAAAUUGCUGUUUGACAAAAGUGAAAAAAAAAAACUUAAAAUUGUGAAAUGAUCUGCAAAUGAAACAUCAAUCAUUCGCUUUUAAUUGCAAACGAGAAAUUGAAAUUGUGAAAGCAACAGUGUUAAUCUCCAUCAUCCCGUUCCAAUGAAAAAGAAAAUUCAACUAAUAAGUUAAGCAUCUAAGCGAAGCAAAAAUAUUGUGAAAAAAAUCUUUAUUGUGUUACCGCCUUGCCUUGUUGGAUUAUACACGCAUACAUACAUACCCAUUAUUAUUAUCCUCGGCAGCGUAUUGUGAUAUCUUCUCUCUACACUUUUGGGAUACAUAUCAAAUAAAUGUAGUUCUUUUUUGUUUAUAAUUUUUUUUUCUCAAAAAAAUUAUUUUCAAUUCCACGAUAAAAGAUUUCGAAAAUUGGCGAAAAAAUUAAAUGAAAAAAAUAUAAUUUAUUUUUGUUGUUUUAAUUUCGUUGUGACAUCCAUCCAUCGAUCGUGAGUGUUUCUGUGUGAAAUUAUUUUAAACGAAAGACGACGACGACGAAUGCGAGAAACAAAGAAGAGAAACGGCAAAAACAAGUUACAAGUUGAGUUGUCGUUGUCGGUUUGUUGGCUGACUGGCUGGCUGGUUAAUACGAAGUACUACGAGUGCGCAAAUGCUGUGUUGAGUGUGUGUGUGCGUUGCGUCCAUGUGUGCAGCAGCUGGCCACAUUACAAGAGUCGCGAGUAAAACAAAAUUAACGAGCGAAAAGUAAGCCAAAAGAGAAAACAAUAAAAACAACGAAACGUAAAUACAACAACAAAAAACAAGAAAAAUACCUUUAGGUGCAAUGGAAUUCCUCGUUGUAAAGCAAAUCGCCAAAAACACCAACAACAACAACAGCUGCGACAGAAACGAAAACACCACCACCAACGUCAUCCACUGCAAUAACCCAAAGAAGGACUAAGCAAAGAAAAGGAAUAAAACACAAUUGCAACAACCACAAAACAGUGCCAAACAAAAGAAAAAUUUCCCAAAACAAAAUUAAAAUUGAAAUCAAUCAACCCAAGUGUCUAUCCAUCUAUCCAUGCACCACGAUCACGAAACUUAGUGGUGUCCACAAUGCCAGUCUAAGAAGUUUUAUGAGUCCUUUAAGUUUGAAUUUUCGAGUUUGUUUUUCUCCCUCAUUUCCUCCAUUUUUUUGUGUUUUGUGAUUUACAUGCCAUACACCCACCCGCCGCAAGCAACUAAAGAUUAACAAACAAGUGUUUUCUGUGCAAAAUUCCAAUCAACGAAAGAUUUCUCUUGCCGCCUUUGUGUUAUUCUCCCCCAGCCUUAAUUCUCUUCCACUUUUUCUUUGCAACGCAACAACAACGCUCGCCUGCUGUACCGUUUGUUUUGAAUUGAAUUCAAAAUUUAAAUAAAAAAUUAUGAAGAAUAAUCAAUCGAAAACAGUCAAUAACAAUAAUAAUAACAACAACAAUAAUAACAAUAACUUGCAUUAUAUUCACAUUAACACUAAAAACAACAACAACGGCGGCUACAAACUCUCCAAAUCCGCCUCAUCACCCAAUCAUCUAAUUGCCCCACCAUUGUCGGCAUCAUCCAAAAAAGGCCUGAAAUCCAAAUCGAAAUCCCAUCGCCUGGUUGGCCGCUCUUCCAGCAACGGCAAUUACAACAACAACAAUAACAACAACAAUCGCAGCGGCAAAAUGGGCGGGGGCACCAAGGAUGCCCGUCGCGGCUUAGAACCCCUCGAAUUCGAGGAAUGCAUCGUCGAUAGUCCAGAAUUUCGCGACAAUUUGAAUCGCCACGAAAAGGAAUUGGAUCACACUAGUCAACAGAUAAAACGCAUCAUCAAGGAGGUCAAGGAUCUGAUGAGCGCUGCAAAAGUCUUAUCCAAUCGCAUGAAACAGCUGGCAUACUCGCUGAAAGAAUUCAAUUUCGAGUGCAUCGGCACAGCCCAGACCGAUGAUGAAUUGGUCAUAUGUGAGAGUUUAAAGCAAUUUGGUGAUAUUAUCAGCAUGAUUGAGGAUGAACGGGAGAAAAUGUUGACACUGGCCGACCAACAUAUCAUUGAACCUCUGGAGGAUUUUCGCAAAAAACAAAUUGGCGGCGUCAAAGAGAACAAGAAAAAGUUUGACAAGAAAACGGAAAAGUUCUGCCAAUCACAGGAACGCUUCCUAAAUAUGUCAACCAAAAAGCCCGAAAAUACAAUACAAGAGGCCGAUGCCAGUUUGGGUAUGCAUGAACGUGAAUAUGUCCAGGAAUCACUAAGCUAUGUUCUGCGCAUACAAGAAGUUCAGGAACGUAUCAAAUUUGAAUUUGUCGAAAUUCUGUUGGCCUUCAUUUCCAGUUGGUUAGUCUUCUAUCAUACGGCACAUGAGUCGGCGGAAGAUAACAAAGAUUAUUUGCAGGAUCUAAGGCACAAAGUGCAGAAGACUCGCGAAAAUUUCGAAGGAACGCGGGAAAAAGUUACUGAACUUAAAUUGAAAUACAUGGAGAAGAGAACCAAACCAGAGGAAAAGUUUACAAAACGCGGCUAUCUUUUUUUGAUGGAAAAAAGUUCCCUAUUGAAAAUCUCUCUUUUAGAACCCUUCAAGGCAACAUGGACAAAGUACUAUUGCACCUACAAGAAGCAGAAGAAGGAGUUUACUAUGCUGCAAUUCAAUCAAAUGAAUCACAGCUUUGCUAGACCCGAACAAAGAGAAGAGGAGCGGCUAACACUAGUUUCGUGCCAAAGAAGAGCAUCCGAGUUUGAGAAAAGAUUUUGUUUCGAUUUGACAUUCAAAGAGAAACCAGGUACCGUCUAUACAUUCCAAGCCUUGAGUGAAGAGGAUCGCAGAGCGUGGAUAAACGCCAUGGAUGGAACAGAGCCGACCUAUUUAGCUCCUGGCAAAAUAAAAGCCGGCGAAGAAUAUCAAUUGGAUGAAGUGGGUUUUGCAUUUGUACGCAAAUGCAUUGAAGUCCUAGAAAAUAGAGGUCUAGAAGAUGAAGGCAUUUAUCGCAAGAGCGGUGUGGGUACCAAAAUUUCAAAACUUUUAGCUUUGGGCAUGGACCGCAAAAAAGCUGAGUCAGUUUUUACCGAUGAACAAUACCGUGAUCUCAUGGAAAGUAAUACAAUAGCCAGUGCACUUAAGACGUAUCUGCGCAAUCUAAAUGAACCCUUAAUGACGUAUCGUUAUCACAGUGGUUUCAUUGAAGCAGCCAAACAAGAAAGUCUUAAUCAACGUGUUCACGAAGUCCAUAAGCUGGUGUACAAGUUGCCCCAAGCUAAUUUUGAAAUGCUUGACAUGGUCAUCAGACAUUUGACCGAAGUCUCUCGUAAAUUUGAGAAAAAUAAAAUGUCUGUCUUCAAUUUGGGCGUUGUAUUUGGUCCAACAUUACUACGACCCCAAGAGGAAACCGUGGCUGCCAUAUUGGAUAUAAAAUUCAACAACAUUGUCAUCAAUAUUCUGAUUGAUAACUAUGAACGUAUUUUCAAAAAUGAUCCCAGUACAGUGAGUACACAUCUGCAGAAUAAUUCCAGUAGUCCUCCGGUGAGGGUACCCCGUUCCAAUCAAUCGAAACAGGCAAUUCUGGCCGGAGGUGGUGGUGGUUCGGUUGGACGUAAUUCCAUGUACUCACCCCAACCACAAGUCUACCGAGUCGUGGCCAAAUCAAAUUUUACCGAUUCCCCAAUGUCUUCGAGUCUUCAGAACAUUCCAAAUGGCAUGAUUUAUGGUACUAGCGGUGGCGGUAGUGGUGGUGGCAGCACUAAUGUCAUAACCUCGAAUGGCACCAAUGGCGGCCAUAUGUCAACCCAUACUUCAAACGGUGGCAGUAGCAGUGGUCCCAAGAGUUUGGGCAUGUCCGUCAACAUGGGUAGCGUUAAAAAUUUACAUUCAAUGUCGCAGAGCGAUAUUAGUAUGCGUCGUAACAACGCCAAUGAUCCAGUCUAUGGCAUUUUAUCGUCCAACACAAAUGGCGGGCUAACCGCCCAUCAUGCCACACCGGCCAAUGCCACAAAUCUGCGGCCUGACUAUUUAAUGGCCACAGCAACACCAGCCUCCACAUCAAUAUACGGUACGAGUACCACGGGAACGCGUGUAAGUUUAAGUAAUGUCUCACCGCCGACCCUGGCCAUGCGCAAGGAGGCAUUAUAUGGUGGCAGCUCCGGUGGAAUUGGCUCUACCGGUAAUGGACCACAACAGCAUCCGCCCGUACAGCUGCAGCGCAGCAAUCAUCUGCCAUAUGCCCAAAAUAAACACUAUUCUUCAGCCGCCGCUGCCUCCACAUCGAGUUCCAACGAAAGUGUAUGUGAUUCUCUGUCAUCAACGAAUGGCGGUAGUGGAGGUGGUGGUGGUGGGGGUGGAGGAACAGGUUCCAGCCGUUACUUAUCCGCCCGCGGUUCCAUAGAUUAUGUGCCACAUUCCUCACAAGCCACAUCACUGUCUACACUGCUGGGAUCCCAGGUUGAUGAUGUGGUAACGGCCACAGCUGCCCCUUCUAUGAUAGUGGGCAGUACGGGUAGUUCACCAAAUGAAUAUACGCCACAGAAGAUUCACCGCAACAAAGAUGUCAAUCAAAUCAAAAGAGAUUUGGAAGCGGGUACAGCGAGAGUGCGAACAUUAUACGCUUGUCUGGGUGAAAGUGAAGGUGAACUAUCAUUUGAACCAAAUCAGAUUAUUACAAAUGUUGGCUUUUCACACGAACCCGGCUGGUUGCAGGGCACAUUAAAUGGUAAAACUGGUCUUAUACCAGAGAACUAUGUUGAACACUUGAAACCAUACCAUUAGUCAUGUAAGUCUAAUCAUCAAUUAUCUUUAGAGAGAUGCGCUUAGAAAUAUUUUGAAUUAUUUAUAAAGAAAAUUACAAAAAAAAAAAAACAUAGAACCGAAGUAGUAAGAUGUGGUCAAAGUGUACCCCACCACCACCCCCCGAAAUAAAUAUAUUAAACAAUGAAUUAUUAGAAUUUCUAAAAACAAAAACAAUUAGUAGGCAUACAUACAAUAACUAAACAAAAAACAACAUAUGUGAUGUUUUGCGAAAAUAUAAAAUUUAUGAAUUCCCAAAUUUUAGUGAAAGAUUCCAUUGAACGGUCUUAGAUAUAAACCUACAGCACAAACUAGCAAUUCUAGCGGAAUUACCAACGAAUUGCAAUGAACAUGAAAAUUACUUUAUCGAAAUAAACACACACACAAAGACACCCAAAACCACAACUACUUGUAAAAUUAAAUAAGAAAAUUUGUUAUUUCGGUUUUGUGUAUUAACCACUUUUUUUCUAACAACAACAUUGUUUUUGAUACGAUUUUGAAAAUCUAUUGGAAAAAAAGAAUUGAAACCAAUCAACCAACAACAAAAAUGUAUCCUUAUUGCUUUACACGCACACACACACACUUUUACAUGAAAUAUGUAUGUAUAAAAUUUAUGUAAAAUAUUAUAUUAUUAAUAUUUAUUUAUAUAUAAUUAAUAACCUAUCUAUAUCAGAAAGAAAUAUUGUAUGUGUUAAUUUCGAUUAUUUUGAAAAGUUGGCACUUAGCCAAAACAGCCAGCCAGCCAACCAAUCGACAACUUGAAAUCAACAACCAACCAAAUCUAUUAAUCUACCUACCAAUCUACCUAUGUAUCUACUAGCUAUCUAUCUAUUAUUAUUAUUACCAAUGCUAUUUAUGUGUAUCUGUUGUAUAUCAAUGAUAUUAAACGAAAAAUAGGCUUCUUCCUCUAAUCUUUAUUGUUGUUGUAUUCUAUGCAGAUAAAUAUUAUUAUAUAUUUUUUCUUUUGUCAAAUGCCUAUGUGAAGAAAGCUUAUUUUAUUGUCUAUUAAAGAAAACAAAUACAUUUUUGCUAUAGAAUAUACACCAACACACAUAAACAAAGUCAGCUCUAAAACGAAGAAAAAUAAAAAAAAAAAAAAACAACCACCUAAGAUUUUUCUUAAAAAUCUUUCUAAAAGAUUUUCAAUAAUUAAGCUUUGCUCCAUUUUCAAAAAACAAAAAAACAAAUUAAAAAUAAUAACGCUGUAUAUUUUUGGAAUUUUGUUGCUUUGGUUUACUAAACAAGUUAUAAAUCUUACUUAUAAUUAGUGUGUACUGUGAAAACACAAAACAACAAAAAUUAAUCCUUGAAACGCUUACUUUGUACAUAUAUACACAUUUAUAUAUACAUAUUUACCAAUAACUAUACUAUGUAUAACAAAUUGUUUGUAAAAAACAAUAUUACAUUUAAUUACAACUACAAUUAUUAUUAUUUAAAAUAAAUUAAUUUAGAAUUUUUAUGUUUAAUUUUAGUAAAUGUAAAUGUUGAAUGAAUAAACACAAACAAAAUUUAAUUUUUUAUUUUUUUUUUGUUUUCAAGAAGUUUAAAUAAAAUUGUUUUGAAACGAAAUCACCAAAAUUUGUAAAAAUAAAGCCUGAUUCUAUGCAUUUUUAUACUGAAAUGAAAUAAAACUUUGGUGUCUCUGUAGCCCCGGGUCUCUAAUUGCAAUUUUGAAAUCCUGUAAUUUAAUUUCAUUUAAGGCCGUAUUCCAUAGUUCUACCGAAUGAAAUCCCAAAAGAACAAAAUCGAUAAUAUACAAAUCAGAAAAGAGAGUGUGGCAAUUUAACGAAACACCGAACUUAAAUAUCGAUCAUUUAUUACUGGUAUUUCUUUUAAUCGACCUUCAAAGGGAUAUAAAAUAAACUGCCUUGCAAAUAGAUUGUGGGAAAACAUUAAGAAUUUAAUUAUUAUUAUUCUAUUAAUUUUCUAUUUAACAAAAGAAAAAUUAAAACAUUUCUACAAAAUCGCAUUUGGGGCCGUUUUAUGUAUCUCGAAAGAGAAACAGCCGUUUUAUGUCCGUUUUUAUACACUCCACCAUACUAUUUACGGUAUAUUUACUUUGUCAUUCCGUUUGUAACUCCUCGAAAUACUCAUGUCAGACCCAACAAAGUAUAUAUUUUUUUGAUCAGCGUAAAAUUCGAUUUAACGAUGUCCGUCUGUCUCUGUGUUGUAAUCACACUAUCUUUCGAACGAAUUGAGAUAGAAGGCUAAAAUUUUGCACACAUAUUAAUUUUGCCAGUAGGCAGGUUAAGUUCGUAAAUAGGCCAUGUAGGUCCACGUUUUUAUAUAGCCCCCAUAUAACGGUACCUCCCGAUAUUCGCUAUUUUGAUGAUUUCAGCGACAUUAUUCACCUAAAUUGUUUCAAAUUUGGUAUUUGAAGUUCGUAAUAGAUACUACAGCCUAUGACAGAAAAUUGUCUAUGCAGGUCCAGGUCUUCGUGUAUCAGUAUAUAUAUCAGUACCUCCCUAUAUUAGGUAUUUUAACGAUUUGAGGUACAAUACUCACCGAAAUUGUUUGAGAUAUCGCAUUUGAAGUUCGUAAUGAAUGGUCCAGGUCUUCGUGUAGGCCCCAUAUAUCAGUACCUCCCUAUUUUAGGUAUUUUAACGAUUUGAGGUACAAUACUCACCGAAAUUGUUUGAGAUAUCGCAUUUGAAGUUCGUAAUGGAUGCAACAGCCUGUGACAGAAAAUUCUCUACGCAGGUGCAGAUAUUUGGAAGAUUUUAGCUAGAUGAUUCACCGUUUAUUCCAAGUUUCGAAUUUGAAAAUAGUAAUGACUUAUGACAAACAAUGCCUAUGUAGGUCCGAGUCGUAUAGACCCCAAUAUAACGGCUAUAUUCGGUAUUUUUAAGAUUUUAACAGAAUUUUUAACGGAUUUUAUUUUUUGAAAAUUUCCAAAUUCGUUCCAAAUAGUGGAGAGUAUUCAAAGCUCGGCGCGGCCAAACUUACUGCUUUCUAAAUUGUUUCAAAUAUAUAUUUUUUUUGAUUUAAUAUCAAUCACAAAAUUUAUAAAUCGCAUAGAUUUUGUUUUUCUUUAACAUGUUCUUGCUCCUUGCACAAUGCAAUGCAAUGAUGUGUCUUUUGUGUGAACUAACUUGGUUUAAAUUGACACGUCUUGUGUAGUGUCUCUAUAAAAAGAAAUGCCAUUACAAUAAUGAUCGCCAUACUCUCACAAAUGAUUUUGUAUAUUCAAUGGCAUCGAAAAAAGUCAAUUUUUUAGGGUUAAAAUAAAAGUGCGGUUAUUUGGUUUAGCAUAACCAAGUUGUCUCCCAGAAAAAUUCCAAUUUAUCAAAAUAUCUUCCAAAAAUUUAACAUGACAAGGAGCUGCUUAAAGUCUAUAAAAAUACUAGUCUCUUAGUUAAUCAAAACGUAAACCGAAUAACCCUAUCUUUAUUUUAACAAUAAUUUCUAAUAAAACUGCGCCAUUUUUUGCCAAUAUUUGCAUUACAAAUAAAAAACACCAAAAA